GUCAGAACGGAUUUAGAUUGAAGCGAACGUCCAAAGCGCGCAGAUAUACAACGGAAGCACAACCAAGCAAGUGACAAAAUUCGAUUAUUGCGGUUCCAAAAACAAUUAGACGAAAGAUCAGUGACAAGUGCAACAGACAGACGAAGCGACAUGGCGGCCAAAACAAUGCCUCUGCUCCGUCCCCACACCGUACUGGGCCUCGGCCUGGUCCUGCUCCUCAUGUGGGAGCCAGCCCCCAGCACGGGCUAUGCCAUCGGGCAGUCGAAGUUCGGAAAGAUCGAAAAGUUCCCCUACCAAGUGAUGCUGAUAGGAAAGCAGCUGUGGCGCAAGCGCAUCCUGUGCGGCGGCACAUUGCUGGACAGGCGCUGGAUACUCACUGCCGGCCACUGCACCAUGGGAGUGACCCACUACGACGUGUACCUGGGCACAAAGAGCGUCGAGGACACGGAACAGUUGGGAGGACUGGUGAUCCGUUCAAACAAGUUCAUUGUCCACGAGCAAUUCAAUCCGGAGACGGCUGCAAAUGACAUCGCCCUGGUCAAGCUGCCAAUGGAUGUGGCCUUCACCUCGCGCAUCCAGGCAGCCUCGUUGCCCAGCAGACAGCGGCACGACCAGUACACGGGCAUGAGCGUGGUGGCCAGCGGAUGGGGCGCCAUGGUGGAGAUGUCCAACUCGGACUCAAUGCAGUACACCGAGCUCAAAGUGAUCUCGAACGAGGAGUGCGCACAGGAAUACGAUGUGGUUACGUCUGGUGUGAUGUGCGCCAAGGGCCUGAAAGACGAGACAGUGUGCACGGGCGACUCCGGCGGCCCUCUGGUGCUCAAGAACACCCAGGUCGUCGUGGGCAUCACCAGCUUUGGGCCAGCCGAUGGCUGCGAGACCAACAUUCCCGGAGGCUUCACCAGAGUCACACACUAUUUGGACUGGAUUGAGAGCAAAACUGGAGGUCUAUCACCCCAUGCACCACAGCGGGUCCACUCGACUCAGCACCACGUCCGGCCACAACAGCCGCACCAGCAACAGCAUCAGCAACAGCACCACCAACAUCUGUAUAGUGAUGACAAUCUCAUUUAGGAUCAGUACGUCUAGCCGUGCCUCCUUCGACUGAAUCUUUAUAGCUUUAUUUGAAAAAAUUCUCUAAUCGUGUGAUAUAUGUCUAAAUACUCGUUCAAUUGGCUAAUGUCUCCAUCAAAAUUUGUACAUUGUUCUUAGUUUUAACUAUUUAAACAUCUAUAUUUAUUUUUUUUUUAGUUUUAAGUGGCUGAAGUGACAGCUCCAAAUGAAAAACAAAACCCCA
Messenger RNA from Drosophila pseudoobscura, 1297 nucleotides. Its product is annotated as brachyurin. The transcript has a single exon. Gene Ontology annotation, molecular function: serine-type endopeptidase activity. The record is from RefSeq and is a predicted model, not a curated record. The coding region runs from base 151 to 1074 and encodes 307 amino acids. Lineage: Eukaryota; Metazoa; Arthropoda; Insecta; Diptera; Drosophilidae. Gene Ontology annotation, biological process: proteolysis.